GCGCGGGAGGGGGCGGGGCCUGGCUCGGGAGCGGCGCGUGCGCGGAGCGGCGGGAAGAUGGUGCUGAUCAAGGAGUUCCGAGUGGUUUUACCUUGCUCAGUGCAAGAGUAUCAAGUUGGGCAACUUUAUUCUGUGGCAGAAGCUAGCAAAAACGAAACAGGAGGUGGGGAAGGAAUUCAGGUCUUAAAAAACGAGCCUUAUGAACAGGAUGGCGAGAAGGGACAAUAUACUCACAAAAUCUAUCAUUUAAAGAGUAAAGUCCCUGGCUUUGUAAGGAUGAUUGCUCCAGAAGGCUCCCUGGUGUUCCAUGAGAAGGCCUGGAAUGCAUAUCCCUAUUGUAGAACAAUUGUGACAAAUGAAUACAUGAAAGAUGACUUCUUCAUAAAAAUUGAGACCUGGCAUAAACCAGAUUUGGGAACAACAGAGAACGUUCACAAUUUAGAUCCAAACACAUGGAAGAGUGUUGAGGUUGUCCAUAUUGACAUUGCAGAUAGAACUCAAGUAGAGCCAGGGGACUACAAAGCUGAUGAAGAUCCUGCAUUAUUCCAGUCAGUUAAGACGAAGAGAGGACCUCUGGGGCCAAAUUGGAAGAAGGAGCUAGCAACUGAUGAGGAGUGUCCCAAAAUGUGUGCUUACAAAUUGGUGACCAUCAAAUUUAAGUGGUGGGGACUGCAGAACAAAGUCGAAAACUUUAUACAAAAGCAAGAAAAAAGGAUAUUUACCAACUUCCACCGCCAGCUGUUCUGUUGGAUUGACAAGUGGAUUGAGCUGACUAUGGAGGACAUCAGGAGAAUGGAGGAUGAAACCCAGAAGGAACUGGAAGCGCUGCGUAACCAAGGCCAGGUGAGAGGGACGAGCGCUGCCAAUGACGAGUGACGCCGGACGGACGCCGCUGCCGGACCUUGGCCGUGUGUGUGGCUGCAUGACUCUGUAAAUAACUCCACACACACCUGCAGACAGAAGGGGUGGUUACAGUGUCUCUGGGUGCUAUACCUGUCCUAGCAAAGAUUCCAAGGAAACUGCUUUCAUUAUGUAUACCCCAAGCAAAUAAAAAAAUCAACUGAGUAGUGUCAUUUAAAGGAUGAAUUUUGCUAACUGGUAUGUUCAUGAAUGUCAAUACUGGACCAAUUUCUGCCCUACUUGUUUUCUCUCCUGUCCAAGUCACUCUGCUCUAACUCGCCCAUGUCUCAUUGUAAAGGAACACUCAAACAAGUUAAUUUCAGUUUUAUGUCUUCCCUAUGUGAUGAGUUUUUGGAAUAGGAACAAUGAAUGUAUUUAUAGCUAUUUAUUUCUGGAUUGUCAUUAUCCUCUAGUCAAAUCAGAAAAAAAAAUUCUGUUAGUGGAAAUUGGAAGACUUUUAUUGUUGAAUAAGUUUAACCCAAACUUUACCCACUCACUGAUUUAAAAGAAAAAAAAAAUCAUGUUUUAUUGGACUUUUGUACAUUGAAAUGCUAACAGUUUUCUUCAUUAAAAUUGGCAAGAUUAAGGAAAAAU
Messenger RNA from Oenanthe melanoleuca, 1494 nucleotides. It is a transcript of the gene PITPNB, whose product is annotated as phosphatidylinositol transfer protein beta. The coding region runs from base 58 to 876 and encodes 272 amino acids. The record is from RefSeq and is a predicted model, not a curated record. Gene Ontology annotation, cellular component: cytoplasm. Lineage: Eukaryota; Metazoa; Chordata; Aves; Passeriformes; Muscicapidae. Gene Ontology annotation, molecular function: phosphatidylinositol binding; phosphatidylcholine intramembrane carrier activity; phosphatidylinositol transfer activity. The transcript is spliced from 11 exons. Gene Ontology annotation, biological process: phospholipid transport.